ACUGCACACAACAGUCCCGCAUGCUAGCUGUUUCCAUCGGUGCAGUAUUGACCUUCGUCUGUUGACCAACCUUUUGUACAAUGGAGGAUUAUUCCGAAGUCCGGGUGCAGCUCACUCGUAGGUUCUCAGACUUCCUUCAGUAUGAAUUUUCUACUCCAGGCCAGGGCUCCUGGAGCUAUGCGCGUGCUCUGGAGGACCUUUACGAGCCAAUAGCGGGGUCUGGCAAAGCCUACCGCAUCAAGUCGCGGCGCCUGAUGGUUGCCGAACACCACCUUCGAAAAUAUGAUGAGCCUCUCCUUGUUCAAUUACUACAAAAGCCACUCGAAUGCUUGCCGGCGUUCGAGGACGCGUUACAGAAUUUUGUGAAGAGCGGCGUUGACCCCGUUCUGCUGCGUCUUUUAGAAGAGACGGGUAACAUGAACAUUUCCAUUGGUCUCAAAGGGGACUUUGGCCGUCACGAGGUCUCGCCGCGUCAGCUGACGUCUGCCUUUAUCAACCAGCUGGUGUGCGUCUUUGGAAUUGUUACAAAGUGCUCCCUUGUACGCCCUAAGCUGGUCACCUCGGUACAUUACUCCGAAGGCACCAAGGAGUACAUCACGCAGCAAUACCGCGACGUCACUUCGCUGCGCGGUGCACCGACAGGCGCCUCCUAUCCCCAGUUUGACUCGGCGGGAAACCCCCUCACGACGGAAUUCGGCCUCUGCAAGUACAUCGACAACCAGACCAUGCAAGUCCAGGAGCUCCCCGAGACCGCACCUCCCGGUCAGCUGCCUCACUCGACCGAAAUUAUUCUGGAGAGCGACCUGGUGGACGGAGCCAAGCCCGGAGACCGCGUAUCGAUAGUGGGCAUCUACAAACCGCUGGCUGGAAAGCAGUCAGGAAGCGUCAACGCUGUUUACAAGGCCGUCCUUGUGGGAAUUUCGGUGCACAAGCUGAACAAGGACAGUCAGACCAAGGUGACCAUGGCUGACGCGCGCGAAAUCAAGCGACUGGCUCAGCGGCCACGCGUGCUGGACCUCCUAGGGGCUUCCCUGGCGCCAUCUAUUUACGGACACGACAUCAUCAAGAAGGGUCUGGCGUUGAUGCUAUUUGGCGGGUUGGAGAAGACCCUGGAGAACGGCACACACCUCCGUGGUGACAUCAACGCGCUCAUGGUUGGUGACCCUGGUGUCGCCAAAAGCCAGCUGCUCCGCGCAGUCAUGAAUAUCGCGCCUCACGCCGUGUCCACCACCGGUCGCGGUUCCUCAGGCGUGGGUCUCACUGCUGCCGUCACUACCGACGGCGAGACGGGGGAGAAGCGUCUGGAGGCCGGCGCCAUGGUGUUGGCGGAUCGCGGUGUGGUGUGCAUCGAUGAGUUCGACAAGAUGAGCGACCAAGAUCGCGUCGCAAUACACGAGGUGAUGGAGCAGCAAACGGUCACCAUCGCCAAGGCCGGCAUUCACACCUCGCUGAACGCAAGGUGCUCCGUGCUGGCGGCAGCCAAUCCGCUGUAUGGCUCCUACGACAGGCACAUCAGCGUCACGCGC
Messenger RNA from Volvox carteri f. nagariensis, 1526 nucleotides. RefSeq names its product minichromosome maintenance protein 3 (gene mcm3). Gene Ontology annotation, biological process: DNA strand elongation involved in DNA replication; double-strand break repair via break-induced replication; DNA replication. The transcript is spliced from 7 exons. The annotation marks the transcript as partial. NCBI's taxonomy places the organism in Eukaryota, Viridiplantae, Chlorophyta, Chlorophyceae, Chlamydomonadales, Volvocaceae. The record is from RefSeq and is a predicted model, not a curated record. Gene Ontology annotation, cellular component: MCM complex; nucleus. Gene Ontology annotation, molecular function: single-stranded DNA helicase activity; single-stranded DNA binding; ATP binding.